Molecule: messenger RNA, 2596 nt
Organism: Morone saxatilis (striped sea-bass)
Lineage: Eukaryota; Metazoa; Chordata; Actinopteri; Moronidae
Gene: tdrkh
Product: tudor and KH domain containing
Exons: 15
Coding region: 282-2021 (579 amino acids)
Biological process (GO): spermatogenesis
Molecular function (GO): RNA binding
Source: RefSeq, a predicted model, not a curated record
UGAACUUGGAUGUAAACAAAAUAAAAACAGAGCCAGGAUUGGAGAAGAUUUGUGUCUUGUUGUCACGAUUCUUCUGAGAUGGACGUUGGAGUGUCCAAGUCCCAUGUGUUUCUCAACUACAGCCCCAGAGCCCUCUUCUCCCAGUGAGACACACAUCUGCAUGGUGGUGCUGUGUGCUCCUCGCCUCGGUCCCGUGGGGUCCCAGUACUCUUCGCUGUUGGCUUACCUCCAGUGCAUUCUGUAUCUGUGUGUGGAGCAUCCCACUGGGUGCACAGCGUGUCAUGGACGCAGUGAAGGAGGGUCACAAAAGCACCCUCAGCUCGGGCAAAAUGGUGGCUCUGGCUGCGGGGCUCUCCGUCGGGGCCACAGUGGGCUACAUUGUCUAUCGUCAUAUAAGCAGCACCAACAACACAGGUGAAGGGCCAAACCCUGAGGUGUCCAAGAUGACACUUCCUGUAGAAGUUUAUAGGAACAUAUCCAGAUACCAAGCAAAGUUUUUGGACAUGGUGACCCAGAAGUCUGGAGCUCAGGUGAGGGUUUUAUCAGAUCCAGGGGAGCCAGGAUGUAAGACGGCGGUGUGUUUCCUGCUGCAGGGCUCUAAGGAGCAGGUCCUGCUGGCCCGCUGUGUCCUGGAGAACCUGGUCACUGACUGUGAACCGGUGGCCGAGGCUUUGGAGGUUCCCCAGACCGCAUUUGGACGUAUAAUAGGCCGUGGCGGAGAGAGUUUGAAACUGAUCACCAGGACCACAGGGGCCAAAGUGGCUUGUUCCAAAGAAAAGACACAUGGUCCCGUGGCAAAGGGCAACGUGACAAUCACAGGGACCAGACAGGAGGUGAAACAGGCCAAGGAGCUGAUCCUAGAAAAAGUCAGAGAGGACAUGAUGGUGAGGACGAAGAUCUCACAGUCUUCUGCUCUGCGACAGAAACGCGGCCCCACCGCUGUGAACCACAGGGUGGACAGUGCAGGCACUGAAGCACCAGUGGGGCUGAACAACAACGGGCUCUGCUCCCAGACAGAAAAAAAUGGCCUCAUCCACACCAACGGGGGCACAGAAGAACCAGAAGAUGUUUCAGACAAGACGGAGGAGCUGAAAAUCACCAACACAGACAAGGAGGAGGAGGAAGAGAGUGUCUCCACAGACUCACUGUCCGAAAUAUCCAAGUUUGAAAUCCCCAGCCCAGACCUGAGCUUCCAGCCUGAUGAACAUCUAGAGGUUUAUGUUUCUGCUUACGAGAACCCGAACCACUUCUGGAUCCAGAUCCUGGGGGUCCGCUCACUGCAGCUGGACAAACUGACAGAGGAGAUGAACCGCUUCUACAACAGUGGCAACCCGACUGAGCAGAGGGUGGAGACCAUCGUGGUAGGGGACAUUGUGGCUGCUCCAUACCGAGACCACGGUACAUGGAACAGGGCCAGGGUGCUGGGAGUGCUGAGCUCUGGACUGGUGGACCUUUACUACGUUGAUUUUGGGGACAACGGGGAGCUGCCCAGGGACAGUCUCUGCCGUAUGAGGAGCGACUUCCUCAGCUUGCCAUUCCAAGCUAUUGAGUGCAACUUAGCAGGAGUGAGACCAAAAGGAGAGGCGUGGAGCGAGGCAGCCCUGGAUGAGUUUGAGCGGCUGACGUACUGUGCCUCCUGGAGACCCCUGCAGGCCAAACUCUGCAGCUACUCUCACUCUGAGGUCUCCUCCUGGCCCAGCGUCAAGCUUUAUGACAACAGCGAGGGCAAGACUGUAGACAUCGGUGAGGACCUCGUGCGACUGGGCCACGCUGUCAGCUUCCAGGAAGUGGUGAACGGGAGGACAGAAGGCGACAAUCUCGGCUGUCUGCAGAGGAUGUUGGAUGACGUGAUAGGAGCAUCAUCAGAGCUAAGUCUCUCCUGUAUCAGCUUAUCAGGCGCUCGGCAACAACGAGAAGACCUGUCACCAUCAGUGUCAUCUUCAUCUUAUCCAUUUAUCCCGAGGUCCGUGGAGCUGCGCAAGAAGCUGCCUCAAUCUCAGGAAGCGUCGAUGAUGUCAUAGAGGAUGAGCUGCUCUGAGACCAAAGACGUUCAUAAAUAUCAAGCACUGACCAUCCCCUCCUUUGCAUCAGUUCAAAUGAGACUCAACCGCAUAAAUCCUCAUCGUGAAGCCUUACCUACUUGACAAGCGGCAGUUCUUCCAGCCAUAUUCACUUUAUUGUUACUUCAAUACAAAAUUAAUUCUUCUGUUUUGCCUUUAUGCUGUUCUGUUGUACCUGAUGCUGCUUGGCGUAUUGUCGUUACUAUAUUUUGUGUUCAAGAAAUGAAGAGAGGAACAAAACCAGAAUGCCAGUAUUAUUUUUGAGAAGCACUGUGAUCUGAGUCACUGGAACCAGAAGGCAGCUGGUUAGCUGACAGUUUUUUUCUCCACUUGUAUGUGUAAUUAAUUGCCGGUAUAGUGGGCCCCACAAGUUAUUAUAUUUUGAAAAUGAAACCAUACAGUAUUAUUGAAUGUGGUCCACAGAUUGUGUUCAGUAUAAAAAUAUGGCAUCUACUGUAUCAUUACCUAGGGACAGAGGAACGUUUGUCUUCAGAGGUGUAAUAGACUGCACUAUAUAUAAUAAAUGAUUUAUUUUA